Molecule: messenger RNA, 333 nt
Organism: Fraxinus pennsylvanica
Lineage: Eukaryota; Viridiplantae; Streptophyta; Magnoliopsida; Lamiales; Oleaceae
Source: the annotation of a GenBank genome assembly
AUGUUGGGUCCCAAAUCUGAAAGACUAAGAGCCGGUGGUGGCAAGGCAGUUAUGCUGACGGAGAGUUAUAUGUCUCAUAACCCCGUGGAAAGCCACCCUCUGCGGCCGCCUCAGGAGUGUCCACAGUCUAUGGAACUGUUACAGGUAUUGGGAGCAGCAUCAAUGGCAGUUAAUACAGGAAAGCACCCUGGUCAGCUGAAAGAUGACGUUGCAUCUCCUGGAGGGACAACUAUAGCUGGCAUUCAUGAGUUGGAGAAGGCUGGUUUUCGGGGAAUUUUGAUGAAUGCAGUUGUUGCUGCCAGCAACCGCAGCCGAGAACUUUCUAAUAAAUAG